Tupaia belangeri chinensis (Chinese tree shrew) is the source of this 1411-nucleotide messenger RNA. RefSeq names its product chromosome unknown C17orf75 homolog (gene CUNH17orf75). Gene Ontology annotation, cellular component: trans-Golgi network. The record is from RefSeq and is a predicted model, not a curated record. NCBI's taxonomy places the organism in Eukaryota, Metazoa, Chordata, Mammalia, Scandentia, Tupaiidae.
AAGUCGCGGAGCGGUUUGCCUGAGACACAGAGCCGCUCGAAGGCCGCCGCAAUGCUCCCCUCCUUGCAGGAAUCUCUGGAUGGGGACGAAAAGGAGCUAGAGAGCAGCGAGGAGGGAGGCUGUGCGGAGGAGCGGAGGCCCCCCCCCCCCCCCAGCCACUACUGUCUCUACAGCUACUGCGGAAGCAGGUUGACACAGCAACGAGGGGACAGUGAUGAUGGAAAUUCCAGUGGCACAAAUGCAGAAACUCCCUCUGGUGACGAUUUCAGCCUCUCCUUGGCGGAUACGAAUCUACCAUCUGAAGUGGAGCCAGAGCUGCGCAGUUUCAUUGCUAAGCGUCUUUCGAAGGGAGCAGUCUUUGAAGGCCUGGGUCAUGUUGCAUCUGUGGAGCUGAAAAUUCCAGGUUACCGAGUUGGUUGUUACUACUGCCUUUUCCAACAAGAAAAACUCUUUCCUGAGACAGCAACAGUAGACUCUGAACAGAACCCUUCAGAGUAUGUGGUCUGUUUUUUAGGAGGUUCUGAAAAAGGACUUGAGCUUUUCAGGCUUGAAUUAGACAAGUACAUCCAAGGGCUGAAAGAUAACAUGAACUGCGAGGAAAGGGGCCUAGAGAACCACGUAAAAUCCUAUCUGAGCAGCUGGUUUGAGGAUGUCAUAUGUCCAAUCCAAAGGGUCGUUCUUCUUUUUCAGGAGAAGCUUACCUUUCUGCUACAUGCGGCCCUGAGUUAUACUCCUGUUGAGGUAAAAGAGUCAGAUGAAAAAACAAAGAGAGACAUUAACAGGUUUCUGAGUGUGGCCAGUCUUCAAGGACUUAUUCAUGAAGGUACCAUGACAUCUUUGUGCAUGGCCAUGACGGAGGAGCCCCAUAAGUCUGUGGUCAUUGAUUGCAGCGGCUCCCAGCCUCAGUUCUACAACGCAGGUAGCAACCGGUUUUGUGAGGAUUGGAUGCAGGCUUUUUUGCAUGGUGCUGAAGGAGGUAACCCUUUUCUUUUCCGACAAGUUCUGGAGAACUUUAAACUGAAGGCCAUACAAGACACAAACAAUUUGAAGAGAUUUAUCCGACAGGCAGAAAUGAAUCAUUAUGCUCUGUUUAAGUGUUACAUGUUCCUAAAGAACUGUGGCAGUGGAGAUAUUCUUUUGAAGAUCGUUAAAGUGGAACAUGAAGAAAUGCCUGAAGCCAAGAAUGUGGUAACCGUCCUUGAAGAAUUCAUGAAAGAAGCUUGUGCCCAAAGUUGUUGAUCAUAGGUUUUGAGAUAAUUGCAUCGUGAAGUUGUAUAUUCAAACCUCGGUGUUUGAAAUUGCAGUUAUUAUCAUUGUUCACAGAAUUGCUGUUUAAGGUUAUUUGAAAUUUAUUCCAGGUUCUUUUUUCUGUUUGUACUUUUAAAAUUUAAAUUAAUGAAACAUUAAAAAU